AUGAGUGACAUGUUAGCUAACUUUGCGGUGAAUGUGGCGAGCGAUUAUUACAACCUCGAGAAAAAAAUGCAAAAUCUUAAGAGGAAGCUUGAACUCCUCAACUGUCAGGAAGCUGAUAUGGUUGCAAGGCUAAGAGAGGAAGAAUGUCAUCCAGGAAAGAGGCGAAAAAGUGUGGUCAAAUAUUGGUUGAGCGAUGUAGCAUCAAAGCAAAAAGAAUUCGAAAGCUUGGAAACAUCAGUGAACCAAAACAGUCGUAUUUCGCGUGUGACCUUAGCGAAAUGUGCUGAUAAAAUGAUUGAGGAAGUGACAGGACUUCUUGAUGAAGGCAUAUUUUCUGGGGGGGUUGUACAAGAUGUUAGCGAGACAAUAGAGGAGAAAUUUGUAACUGUCGAAUGGAAAGGCCAGGCAUUUAAAGAGAAUUUGGAGACAGUUUGGACGUGUUUAUUGGGGAACGAGGUCUCAAGUAUUGGCGUCUAUGGCAUGGGAGGAGUUGGCAAAACAACUUUGGUACAAUGCAUCUAUAACGAGCUCAAGAAUGAAACUAUGUUCUCCGGUAACAUAUUCUGGUUCACUGUCUCACAAGAUUUAAACAUUCACAAGUUGCAGAAUGACAUUGGAAAAGCCUUGAAUCUAGAUCUUUCUGGCGAAGAUGAUGAGCACAAGAGGGCAGCCAAAUUGGGUCGGGCACUGGAGAGAAAGAAGAGAUUUGUACUCAUGUUGGAUGAUGUCUGGACCCCUUUUUCUUUACAGAAGAUUGGAAUUUCUCCUUCUCUUUCUACCUAUGGAUUCAAAAUGAUAGUAAUUAGUCGAUCAAGAGAAGUGUGUCAACAAAUGGAAUGUCAAAAGCAUCUGAAAGUAGAAGCUCUUUCUGAGGAAGAAGCUUGGAAGCUAUUUAUGAACAAACUUAGUUAUGGCAUACGACUUCCACCCAAAGUGGAAGAGAUAGCAAAAAAAGUGGCAAAAAAGUGUGCUCGUUUGCCACUUGCAAUUGUCACGAUGGCCGGAAGCUUGAGGGGGGUGAUUGACAUCCAUGAGUGGAGGGAUGCCCUGGAAGAACUGAAAGAAUCUUGUAUGGGACGAGAUGUCAUGGAAAAUGAGGUGUUUCCUAUACUCUUGUGUAGCUUUAAUCGAUUGAGGGAUCCAGUACUAAAGCGUUGUUUCUUGUAUUGCUCCUUGUAUCCCGAAGACCACAGUAUUCAAAGACACAAAUUGAUAACAAAUUUCAUUUCAGAGGAGCUGAUGGAAAGAAGAACAAGCAGGCAAGCAUACUUUGACCAAGGUCACAAAAUAUUGAAUAAAUUGGAGAACGUUUGCUUAUUGGAAAGAUGUGAAGAAUCUCACUAUGAAGAUGGAGGUGUGAAGAUGCAUGAUCUAAUAAGAGACAUGGCUUUAAAGAUCACUAAAGAUAACUGCAUGGUAAAAGCUGGACUUCAGUUAAAGGAAAUACCAGAGGAGCAGGAAUGGAAGGAAGAUUUGGAUAAGGUUUCCUUAAUGAGGAACAAUAUAGAAGGAUUUUUGAGUGUCACAUCACCCAGGUGUCCUAAACUUUCUACCUUGCUUUUAAGCUCCAAUCCUUUGAAGUCGAUUCCAGAUUCAAUCUUUUUGCAAAUGCGUGGCCUGCAUGUUCUCGAUUUGAGUUACACUCUGAUUGAGUACUUGCCCAGUUCCAUAUCAGACUUGGAGGAACUUAAUGCGUUAUUGCUUGGAUGUUGUUGGAAACUCAUGUUUGUACCGCCAUUGGGAAACCUCAAGGCACUGAAGGAGCUGGACCUCAGUUACACUGACAUUAAGGAAAUACCCCAAGGCGUGGGAAGUUUAACCAAUCUGAAAUGCUUGGACACAGUUGGCUCACAUAUAGAAACAAUUCCAACAGGGAUUUUACUAGGACUGUCACUUCUUCAGCAUCUCACACUCCCUACAUGGAUGACAAUACCAAUCGAAGAAGUUGCAGGAUUGAAACAACUAGAAGAAUUUCAAGGCAAAUUUCGCAGCAUGCAUGAUUUCAACAUAUUUAUGAAGUCUCGACCAAGUGAUGGGCUGCUCAGUUUCUAUGAUAUUCAAAUAGGUGACAGAUGUUCUUAUAGUUAUCGCAACCCUGAACGAUUAGCAUUUAAAUUGGUAAGUUUUGGAAAAGACAGUCUUAAGAAAGGUGAGAGAGGAAAAGAUGAGAUUAUGCUGCCACGAGAUAUUGAGUACUUACGGUUUGAUCAGUGUGGUCUGAGUAGCUGCUUAUUUGAUGAUUUCCAACAAUUAAAUAAUGCUACAGAAUUGAAACACUGCUAUAUUGAAAAAGAGGAUGGAAUUGAGUGCAUUUUGAAAUUGUCGCUUGAGAAAGAACUGAUGGCAGAAGUAGAACAACAGUUUUACUUGAUACCACUCCAUUACCUUGAAAGUCUGCAUCUUCAGGACUUGCAGAAUUUUUUUGCUCUCAUCAAGUGGGAAGUAGCACCAGCAGUUGCACCUUCUCCACAUGGCCCUUUUUCUCACCUUCAAAGGUUGGAGGUUGUGAAUUGUUCAAAAAUCAAGAAGCUUCUCCCUCGAAGUUUGGUACAGAACCUUCAUAACCUCAACGUGUUGAAAGUUGAUUCAUGUAAAGAAAUGGAGGAGAUAAUAGGAGACGAUGAAAUUGGUGGAGGCUUGGGGGCAGAAAGUAAUACCAUCGUCACCCUGCCAAGGUUAAAGAUUUUGUACCUCAUCCGUCUCCCAAAAUUGGAAAGCAUCUGCAAGGGGUCAAUAAUUUGUGAUUCCAUUGAGGAAAUUGAUAUAGAGUAUAUUACAAAAGUAAGGAAGGUGCCUUUGUUUCUGCCGCCUCUCAAUGGGAAACCAUCUCUGCCUCCAUCUUUCAAAAAUAUAGUACUAUGGAAAGAAGAGAAAGGAUGGUGGGAAUCACUGGAGUGGGACCAGCCCAAUGCCAACAGUGUCCUUCAACCAUUCGUUCAUUAUAUUUGA
Molecule: messenger RNA, 2949 nt
Organism: Fraxinus pennsylvanica
Lineage: Eukaryota; Viridiplantae; Streptophyta; Magnoliopsida; Lamiales; Oleaceae
Source: the annotation of a GenBank genome assembly